This is a messenger RNA of Rosa rugosa (rugosa rose), 1390 nucleotides long. Its product is annotated as protein trichome birefringence-like 43. The record is from RefSeq and is a predicted model, not a curated record. Lineage: Eukaryota; Viridiplantae; Streptophyta; Magnoliopsida; Rosales; Rosaceae. The coding region runs from base 42 to 1103 and encodes 353 amino acids. The transcript has 5 exons. Gene Ontology annotation, molecular function: O-acetyltransferase activity. Gene Ontology annotation, cellular component: Golgi apparatus.
UUGGUGUUCUAACUACCAAUAAUUGCUAUUGUCAGACACAUAUGGCUUAUUCUACUGCCAUUGCUUUAGCAAUAUGCAUUUUCUCUCUUUUUCACAAUAUAGGAGGGACGCUUAGUGAUGGGGGCUGUGACCUUUCUCGAGGACAAUGGGUCUAUGAUCCGUCCUAUCCUCUCUACAGUUCCACAGACUGUCCCUUCAUUUGGAAGGAGUUUGAUUGCCAAAAGAAUGGUCGACCAGACAAUGAGUACCUCAAGUACAGAUGGCAGCCCGCUUCUUGCCAGACACCAAGGUUCAGUGGUAGAAGAUUUUUGGAAAGAUUUAGAGGGAAGCGCAUACUGUUUGUAGGAGACUCACUGAGUAUGAAUCAAUGGCAGUCCCUCACAUGCAUGCUUUACAAAUCAGUGCAAGCCAAAUACACCAUAAACAGGAUUGGAGGCCUCUCCAUAUUCAGCUUUCCAGCAUAUGAUGUUUCGAUCAUGCUGUCCCGAAAUGCAUUUCUAGUAGAUACAGUGCAUAUGAGAAAUGGGAAUGUUCUGAUGCUGGACUCAAUUGAGAAUGGAAGUUACUGGAGAACCUUUGAUGUUAUCAUCUUCAAUACAUGGCAUUGGUGGCUUCAUACUGGAAAAAAACAACCGUGGGCUUUUGUUCGUUAUGGAGUGAAUAAUGCACACAAAGACAUGAAUCGCAUGGUGGCGUAUGAGAAAGCUCUAAAUACAUGGGCGAGAUGGGUAGACUCAAGUGUGGACACUGAUAAAACAAAGAUCUUCUUCCAGGGUGUUUCUCCCGAUCAUGUGAAUCCAAGAGAAUGGGGUGAUGAUGCAAACUCAAAGAGUUGUUUGGGAGAAACUGAACCAGUGAAGGGGACACAAUAUCCAGGAGGUUCACACCCAGGAGAAGUUGUUUUAGAAAGGGUAUUGAGAAAAAUUUCAAAGCCAGUUCAUUUGCUAAACAUCACCAGACUUUCACAACUAAGAAAAGACAGUCACCCUUCAGCCUAUGGCUUCGGCGGCCACCGUGGCAUGGAUUGUACCCACUGGUGUGUUCCCGGUGUUCCAGAUACUUGGAACCAACUUCUAUUUGCAGCACUCUUCCAGGGCUCAUGACCUAUUCUCUUCUCUUUAUAAUCUUUGGUGAAAGAAUCAUCAAUUAUAUCUUUGAAAUUGUCAUUUAAUAACAAUGUUUUCCUCUUGAAAGCAUUAGCAUGCAAUUUGUACUUGAAUGUGUACAUUUGUUGCUUGUAACCACAAAAAAGAUUGUAGUUGCAACUACUAGCUAGGAACUAGCUACGGUAUAAAGGAAGCCUUCAAUCUUCAUUGUUAUAGGAACUUGUAACCAAUCAGAUUGGAAUCAAUGAUUCAAUGGAUCCAUAUGUAUGGAAUUUAUGACUAUA